AUUAAGCAUGAUGUAAUGUAUAACGGGGUGCGUGCACGACAGUCUCAAUCUAAUUUUAUUACAUUUGUCGUUUCCAUGUUAUUGGUGCAAAUUGAAAACACGGGUUACGAAUUCAGGAUUCCUCUGUUUAAAGAUAGCUCUUUUUGAGUGCUGUGUCUUAAAAUAGCAUCCUCCGGAACAAGCCCAUAUAAACCUCUGGGUCUCCGAUGGUACGCUCCCGUUGUUUAAAGACACAGAUGCUGCUGUUCUCCAGAGAUAACCGAAGCCACUUGGAAGGGGGGAUUGUACCCAGAGAAGAGACCGUGCCGUUUUCAGACGAGAUAGCCCAAACGCACGCACCUGUGUGCUGCAUCCUGAGGUUGUCUAAUAAAAAGAAGUAACAUAUUUUGAAUGACAGUAAAUAUGCUGACAGGAAUCGGGAUUGAUGUUGACGAGCAGCACUCCAGCGCCGGCGACUAAAAUGGGAGCCCUGUGCUCUAACCACAGCAGCGCGCCGCCAGCGGGAGAGUGCAGAGGUUUGGCGGAGUGAAGAGAUUCGAUCACGGCACCAUCAGCAUCAAACUCACAACAAAGCAGGAUGCCACCCAUAAAAACAAAUCCACCGGCAGGAGGUUGCUGGAUGAAGAUUUAAAAAGAAAACACACAUUACGAAUGAUGAAUGUGGGAUUUACUUCAGUUAUAUUUAUUUGUAUAAUUUAGCUUCUUUUCUUUAUUUUGUAAUUCUAUGCGUUGUAUUUAUUUAUUCGUUCAACUAUACAAUGCCCAGCUUUUUCGAUUCCCCCCGUGGUUACAAUUCCACUCCGAGCCGCUGGGAUGCGGGCGGCGCGGCCUCUCUGUCCUCCUCCUUGGUGAACAGCGUGGUGAAGAUGGCCCUGCUCUCCCUCAUCGUCUGCACCUCCCUCUUCGGGAACGUGGUGGUGCUUCUGGUGUUCCAGCGCAAGCCCCAGCUCCUGCACGUGGCCAACCGCUUCGUGCUCAACCUGCUGACUGCGGACCUCUUCCAGACCGUCCUGGUGAUGCCCUUUGCGAUCGUCGCCACCGUGCCCGACGUGUGGCCCCUGGACCGCCGGCUGUGCCAGGCCCUGGUGGUCCUCAUGCACUUGUUCGCUUUCGCUGGGGUCAACACCAUCAUCGUGGUGUCUGUCGACAGGUACCUGGCCAUCAUCCACCCGCUCUCCUACCCGGCCAGGAUGACCCCUCGCCGGGGGACCAACCUGAUCGCCUGCACCUGGGUCCUGAGCGUCCUGCAGAGCACCCCGCCGCUCUACGGCUGGGGGGUCAUCGACUUCGACAGGCGCCACCACUCCUGCACGCUCAUCUGGUCCUCCAGCUACUCCUACUCCGCCCUGGUGGCCGUGUUCUCCUUCUGGGUGCCCGUCUGCAUCAUGCUGGGCUGCUACUGGAUGGUGUUCAGGGCUGCCAGGAGGCAGAACAACCUAGUUCACCCGGUGCAAGCUGCCAAGCACAACCACAGCACUGCAGAUAACCACCAGUGCCAAGAGGAGCAGCAGCAGCAGCAGCAGCCGCCGCCCCCGGAGGGCUCCGUCUACCCCAUCAGGGUGCGCCACAGACGCUUCCACUACCACUGCAAAGCGGCCAAAGUGGUCUUUGUCAUCAUGUCUUCUUACAUCUUCAGCAUGGGCCCUUACAGCGUCCUCGGCACACUCUCCAUCAGCUCUAGCGCCCCCGUCCCGCCAUGGAUCGUCUCCCUGGCCCUCGUCUUGUUCUUUUUCCAGUGCUGCAUCCACCCCUACAUCUACGGCUACAUGCACCGCAGUGUCCGCAGGGAGUUCCUGGCCCUGCUCUGCGGCUCCUUCUGCAAGCAGGUGCGACCGCCGCGUGGCUCCGGAGCGGACAGCUGCUUCACGGUGACGGCCGGCCGGCCAACGCACGCCCACUUCCCCGGCGCGGCUGCCAGGAUCUGCCCCCUGAGGACCUGGGAGGAAGGCACCACGUCGUCCUCCCCCACCGAGGGCAUGUCCAAGGACAGCAGGAAGGACACGACCUCGAUCAGCUUCAGCUCAGAAAAAGAACUGAACGUCCUGCCGAAGUGAUAAGAACCGCAUACGAUGUCACAGGCUGUAUCAUCACUUGUACGCUUUUGCAAGCCUCUUGCAGCUAUAACAUCUUGUACAUGGCCGGGCACGGAGUCUACAAGAUGUUCGGAGGCACCCUGAGUAAAUCUCACAGUCUCAGAGAGAGCAGUGUGUGCACUGUGCAGUGUUGUAGGCAGCGGAUCUCAUAAAACCAGGGGAUCCGAGAGGGCCAUGAGCGGUAUAAGAAGAUAAUAUUAAAGGAUUAGGUGCUUUAGGUACUAAAUUGGUUUGGUUGUUUCAGCAAACAACUCAACCUCCACUUUCACCCUAAUCUAGUUAACUACUUAAUUUCACCUACGAAACUUGGACUGCGAUGACUGUCCAGAACCUGAAUUUGGGCACCUCAGGUCUAGAUGUAUACUAAUUACAUCCAAGCUUGCAUGCAUCAUGCAUGUAUUGUACAGCUCAAGUAUACUGGUGUACAUCACCUGAAAAACCUGAUAGGGUUCACAUUAUUAAUAGUGUUUGAAAAUCUCGUUGGUACGCAUUAGUGACUUUCACCAUUAACUCAUCUGUUCUUCAGUGUAUACUGUUUUGAUUCAACUGGUUUUAACACAGCGGCCCCCUUUGACAAACUCAAUAACCCCCGAAUUCAAAACCGAGGACCGUACAGUAGCUUCUGUACCCCUUGACUGGUUCGGUUUCCAAAUUUCUACCAUUGCCUCCCACACAGCUGUCGCUGGGAGCCCUGUUUUUAUAGGGAUGUUUCCAGUUAACUGCCACACAUAAUACUUUGUAACUGCAAGCAAGGUCUGCGCAGAAGCUGCAAUUAGAAGAGACAAAAAAAAAAAAAAUGUAAAAAAUUAUAUAUUUGUGUGUAUGUAUCGGUCUCUAUCUGAUGUCUAUACCUUAGUAAUUUCUCAGAAAGAAGUCAUAUGUCAAACAACUAUAUUAUAUCAUGUUUUCUAAAUAAGAACGAUUUGUAAUUAGAAAGAACUGGAGUUUUUCUACAGUAUUUACCAUUGUGAAAGUGUUUUGGCAGGAAUGCUCUGGUGACAUUAUGAAAACCUUACGGCAUUCAAGUGCCGAGGAAUCUGCACUCAUACACACACUAUUUCAUUUACUCAAAAAAAAAGUUUCUAAUGCAAUAUCUGGAAGUUUAGACAAUCGCACUACCUAUCGAUGGAAAUCCAAGAGGAAAUGUAUUAGCUAAUGCGUUUUGUAUUGUGCUGUUAAAUAUUUCAUAUGUAUAUAAUCUAUUUAAAAUCAAAGAAAGUGAAUAUUGGUAAAUAUUAGCUUUUAUAGAGAAGUAUUUAAUUUUUUUUUUAUAGUUUACAACUUAUGGCUCAAACUGUUUA
Acipenser ruthenus (sterlet) is the source of this 3394-nucleotide messenger RNA. Its product is annotated as probable G-protein coupled receptor 101. Gene Ontology annotation, molecular function: G protein-coupled receptor activity. Gene Ontology annotation, cellular component: membrane. The record is from RefSeq and is a predicted model, not a curated record. The transcript has 2 exons. Gene Ontology annotation, biological process: G protein-coupled receptor signaling pathway. Bases 759 to 2054 code for a protein of 431 amino acids. Lineage: Eukaryota; Metazoa; Chordata; Actinopteri; Acipenseriformes; Acipenseridae.